Molecule: messenger RNA, 297 nt
Organism: Rotaria sordida
Lineage: Eukaryota; Metazoa; Rotifera; Eurotatoria; Philodinida; Philodinidae
Source: the annotation of a GenBank genome assembly
AUGAAAUUGAAACAACAAAGUGAAGAACAAAAAAAAUAUACAUUAUUCGUACCAUGUCCACGUUUUAUUCAUCAAGAAAGUCGUGAUAUUUUCAAGCAAGGUUUUCAAGAUUUGUGGAAGAAAUAUUUUGGUAAUGAAUCACAAACGAAACAUGUACAAAUCAAAUGGAUAGAACGAACAACAACUCCUCUAGCAAAAAGUGAUUUUCUGAUCAACAAACAACCACCACUUCGUCUGUUAACUUUAUCGAAAAGUGAAGUCAAUAAAAAGAGAUAUCAUUCUAUGGAUCGUCUUUAA